Setaria italica (foxtail millet) is the source of this 2850-nucleotide messenger RNA. RefSeq lists its product as uncharacterized. The coding region runs from base 1 to 2850 and encodes 949 amino acids. The record is from RefSeq and is a predicted model, not a curated record. The transcript has 4 exons. NCBI's taxonomy places the organism in Eukaryota, Viridiplantae, Streptophyta, Magnoliopsida, Poales, Poaceae.
AUGUCUUCCUCCAAUCAGAACUCCCACUCGCCGUUCCCGUCGUCGGCGAUCACCGAGAAACUCGGUCGCACCAACUUCGUCACCUGGCACGCCCAGGUUCGGUCUGCUGUGCGCGGGGCACGGCUUCAAGGUCACCUCGACGACACCGUGCAGCCGCCGCCAAAAACCAUUAAGGACAAGGAAGAUCGGGAGAUUGAAAACCCGGUGUUCGACGACUGGGACGCUAAGGACCAGCAGGUCCUCAGCUUCCUUCUCUCGGCACUCUCCAAGGACAUCCUCGCCCAUGCUGCUCGAGCACAAACGGCGGCCGAGGCAUGGCGCUCCAUCACCGCGCUGUUCGCCUCGCAAACACGAGCCCGUGUUGUUAAUCUACGCAUGGCGCUCGCCACGACAAAAAAAGGUACUCAGUCCGUCACUGAAUAUUUCACUAAGAUGAAGGGUUUUGGUGAUGAGAUGAUCGAGGCCGGUCGUGCACUCUCCGAUGAUGAACUGGUGGAAUACGUUCUCGCCGGUCUUGGUCCGGAGUUUGAAUCCCUGGUGACUUCACUCACCACGCGGAUUGAAUCGGUGUCCAUCGACGAGCUCUACUCCCAGCUGCUCACCUUUGAAGCCAGAUCCAAUCUGGCUCUUGGGGUCUGUGAGAAGCCCGGCCACUCCGCGGUGCAAUGCUGGUACCGCUUCGACGAGGACUACGUGCCGGAAGGGAAACAUGCUGCAGCGGCUUCGACAAGCUACAACGUCGACACCAACUGGUACACCGAUUCUGGGUCUACGGACCACAUCACAAGUGAGCUAGCCAAGCUGGCCACUCGUGAAAAAUACAAUGGAGGCGACCAGAUUCAUACCGCCAAUGGAUCAGGCCGUGUCUAUAUCUCUCGUGACGUGGUCUUUGAUGAAUCUGUUUUUCCAUUCCAAGAGCUUUCGCCCAAUGCUGGAGCUCGGUUACGACCGGAAAUCCUUCUCCUACCAUCAUCUGGCUCGGGUGGCACUGGUUUUGAUGAUCGCAUGCAUGAUUUGUCUGACCUUGCUAAUCAAUCGCCAUGCAGUGUGCCUUCUGAUGUUUUGUACAGGUUCCAGGAGCAUCCAUCCAGUGUCCGUGAUCAACCACAGGCAGCUGAUCCGCCGGUCGUUGCUGCCAGGGAAUCUCCCUGCAAUGGCCCUGCUGACGGGACCCAUGGUGUCCUGGCGGGAGCACCAUCGGCCGAGCGAGCGGGCCACAACCCUGCUGGCAGACCUCACGGCGCCCUGGCAGGAGAGCCACCGGCCGGGCGAGUGGAACUCGCUGGCCCCUGCACGGAUGCUGCGUCUGCUGUGACGGGCGAAUCCGCGCCACCUGCCAGUCGAUCGACUCCUGCUGCCGGCACGUCUGCGCCGCCUGCAUCGGCACAGAACAAGGAGGACAUUGUACCGCCCGGAUCUUCUGCGCCCACGACUGCAGUGACCGCGGAUACGUCCCCUGCUGCAGCAACCGGCCGUCCUCUCACGCGCUUGCAGCGUGGUAUUCGCAAGCAAAAGCAGUACACAGAUGGCACAGUAAGGUAUGGAUUAUUCACAUCUACUGGUGAACCAUCCUCUCUAGAUGAAGCACUGCAUGACAGGAAUUGGCACCAAGCUAUGGAAUCUGAAUAUGAAGCUCUCAUGAAAAAUCGAACGUGGCAUCUUGUUCCUCCUCAAAAAGGCCGCAAUGUUAUCGGUUGCAAAUGGGUCUAUAAAAUAAAAAGAAAGUCAGAUGGAACUCUUGACAGAUAUAAGGCUCGUCUGGUGGCCAAGGGAUUCAAACAAAGGUAUGGAGUUGAUUAUGAAGAUACUUUCACAUCUAAAGCCGAUACCUCUCUCUUCUUCUUUAGCAAGGGAGGCAUAACAGUGUUUAUAUUAGUUUAUGUGGAUGACAUUAUUGUUGCUAGCUCCAAUGAACAGGCCACCGUUGCAUUGCUCAAGGAUCUCAAGGAGGAGUUUGCACUAAAAGAUCUUGGGCCCCUCCAUUAUUUCCUCGGUAUAGAGGUUACAAAGGUACGCGAUGGUAUACUGCUCACCCAAGACAAGUAUGCUCGUGAUUUACUCAAGAAGGUAGGAAUGUCAGAAUGUAGACCGGUCACUACACCUUUAUCUACCAGUGAAAAAUUGUCAUUAUAUAAGGGUACUCCGUUAGGUGUGAAUGAUGCAACCCAGUAUCGGAGUAUAGUUGGCGCCCUGCAAUAUCUUACACUGACACGACCUGACAUUGCUUUUGCUGUAAACAAAGUAUGUCAAUUCUUGCAUGCUCCUACCACAUGUCAUUGGGAAGCAGUAAAAAGGAUACUAAGAUAUAUUCGGCAGUGCACUAGCCUAGGGAUUAAAAUUCACAAGUCCUCCUCUACUUUAGUCAGUGCAUUCUCAGAUGCUGAUUGGGCUGGAUGUAUAGAUGAUAGAAAAUCUACUGGAGGAUUUGCAGUGUUCUUGGGAAAUAAUCUAAUAUCAUGGAGUGCUAGGAAACAGCCAACUGUUUCUAGAUCAAGCACAGAAGCAGAAUACAAGGCGAUUGCUAAUGCCACAACUGAGGUCAUGUGGGUUCAGAUUUUGCUAAGAGAGAUCGGUGUCAAGAGUCCAAGAGCUGCAAAAUUGUGGUGUGAUAAUUUGGGUGCCACAUAUUUGUCUAGUAAUCCUGUUUUUCAUGCAAGAACAAAACAUAUUGAAGUUGAUUAUCACUUUGUUCGAGAUCGAGUCAAGAAGCAACUAUUGGACAUUGGGUUUGUUUCUACGAAGGAUCAAAUAGCCGACGGCUUCACCAAAGCUCUUCCUGUCCGCCAAGUUGAAAACUUCAAAGUCAAUCUCAACAUGGACACGUUGAAAUUGAGGGAGGCUGUUAGAUAG